Messenger RNA from Nothobranchius furzeri (turquoise killifish), 4054 nucleotides. RefSeq lists its product as uncharacterized. NCBI's taxonomy places the organism in Eukaryota, Metazoa, Chordata, Actinopteri, Cyprinodontiformes, Nothobranchiidae. The record is from RefSeq and is a predicted model, not a curated record.
GUCUCUUGUACGAAGGAACAAACGCAGCUAACUGCACUGUUAUGGAACGUGAUGGACAACUCCGCAGCUAAAAAAAGCCAUUUACCGCGUCAGACCUGGAUAGACCAGAAUGGCUGGCCCACAACUUCAUCAGAACGAGUCAUCAUCAACCCAUACUCCAGCUCUCAGCAUCUCAGCCAGCGUUCGUUGUGUGAUCAGACACCGUUUUACAGCCACCCGCAGGCUUCUGGUCAGAGCUGUCUGAGCAGCCUUAACAUGUCUUCAGUAGACAGCAAUCAGAACGCUGUUCUGUUUAAGACUUCUCACCUGAACACAUUGUCAUCCAGCUCAAUUUUGCAUAGCACGGAUGAUCCUGGUGCUUCACACCAGAUGUCCUUUGCUCAGCAAGCCCCUCACACAUCAUCGAUGCAGGUAGCAACACGUCAAGGAAAAACUAUACCCCCGCCAUCGCUUCCUCAACCAAACCACGGAAUUCAGCCUUUUACGUCCCAGAAUCCAGCACCUCUGUCCCCCAACAACUUUUUGGAAACAUUUCACACCCAGUUGCUCAGUCAGGGUUUGCCAAACAGACUCCCUGACCAAUCCUUCAACAUGUCCUCAGGUGAGCAGAGUGGAAAUAUGUCCCAGGCUACGUUUGGAGUUGGUGGUGCUGAUGUUGAAGCUUCUAACAGCUAUGAGUCAUCUACAUCCCAGAAGCAGCCUCGGUGGAUUCCUUCAUCUCUUCGUAAAGGAGCUUCAGUUCAAUCUGCCUCAUAUUCAGAUGUCCAUGUCGAUAAACAGCAGAAGAAAGAUGUGUCUUCAGUGGCUGAUAUUGAAAAACAUCGUUUAACAAUUUUAAAACAGCGUGCACAGCUGCUACAACAACUAGAGGGCCUAAAUGUACUACUGGAAUCGCUGCCUCAGAGUAAAUGCAAUAAUGAGCAGCUGUCACACAAAACUGUUCAGGACAACCUGUCUGACAACCAAGAAGAGCCAGUGUCACCAGCAGAAUCAGCGGAUCAGCAGGUAGAAAAAACUUAUAGUGAAUCAGAGGAUGAGAAUGGGUCUAAUUAUGGAUCUACAAGUGAUGGAAAUGUUUCGGACUGUAUGUGUGAGGACACCACUGACUCAGAGGAUUGUCCUGCAGAGGAAAGCACCACUCAAACGAAGACGCAGAAGAAGCCCUCAGAAAGAGUGGUGGUGCCAAUGACAACCCGGAAAAGAAAGCUUAUCUUUGACACAAGGAAUUACUGUUUAUUCUGUUCAAAGCCUGUGCUCAAAAUGUCAAGACAUCUUACAAAUGUCCACAGUGACAGAGCUGAAGUUGCUGUUGCGUUCCAGCGUCCGAUGAACUCAAAAGAAAGGAAACAAGUAUGGCAAAAGCUAACCAAGGAGGGAAACUUUGCUCACAACAAGUAUGUUUUACAAACAGGAAAAGGACAGCUUGCUGUACGAGCAAGACCCACAAAGCUGCAAAAAGCAACAGAUUACGUUCACUGUGUUUAUUGCUUUGGAAUUUUUGCUAAGAAAAACGUAUGGAAGCACCUGAAAACUUGCAGUGAAAAACCAGAGAAAGCAAACGAAACAAAGGAUAAAAGGUCACUGGUUACACAGUGCGCAAUUCUGACUAAAAACUGUGAAAACCUGAGUGAGGGUUUUAAAAACGUCCUAUGUGAGAUGCAAUAUGACGACGUGACCGAAGCUGUCAUAAAAGAUCAGAUUCUCUUGCAGUUUGGAGAGCAGAUGUUUAGUGAGUACAGUGACGAUGUAAAGAAUCAUCAGUACAUAAGACAAAACCUUCGACUGGUAGCAAGACUUCUGCUGGAGGCUCAAAAAUCGACUCCUAUGCAGACUCUGGAGGAUUUCUUUCAGCCCUCUAACUUUAAACAUGUGGUGUCUGCCGUGAAAUCUGUGGCAGGGUAUGACCCCGAAACGAAAACCUUCACCACGCCCUCACUGGCCUUUAAGGUUGGUUACAACCUACAAAAGAUCUGCAGUGUUGUUGAGGGCACUGCAGUGAAAAAUGGUGAUGCCAAAGCAGAGGAGGCUUGCAAAAUCUUUCAAUCUUUGUAUCAAAAGAAAUGGAAUAAACACAUUUCUUCACGUGCUUUUAGAAAUCUCAAGGAAACCAAAAAGAAAAACAAAGCUGAUGCACCGUUUGUUGAAGAUGUGAAACGCCUUCAUGACCACAUGGAGAAGGUUCAUCGUGAUGCUGAGGAGAAACUCAAAGAGAACGUUUGUAGUGAGAACUACCUUGCUCUGGCCAAGGUGGUACUGGCUCAGAUCCUUGUUUUCAACAAGAGGAAAGCUAGAGAGGUCACCUCUAUUUCACUAACGGCUUUCAGGUCUCGGAAAAAGUCUGAUGUACCUGGUGACAUAGACGUAUCCGUCUCAGAUCUGGAGAAAACCCUGUGUGGAUUCUUUAGCAGGGUUGACAUCAAAGGAAACUGUGGAAGAAUGCUCCCUGUUUUACUUAAGCCUUCGUUUGAGUCAGCAAUCGAACUUCUGAUCAGCGUUCGAGAAGAAUGUGGAGUUCCUAAGGACAACCCCUUUGUGUUCGGUAUACCAUCUCCCUUUCCCUCCUCCACCCUGAAAGGGUCGGUCUGCACACAGAUAUUUGUUAAAGAAUGUGGAGCUGAAAAGCCAGCGGCUCUCACGAUACUCAAACUUCGGCAGCAUUUUGCAACGAUGCUGCCACGGAUUUACCUGAAGGAAGAUGAGUUCAGACAGAUCUUUGGCCCUAAACGUCAGACCCAAGCAGUGCGUGGAGAAGCUGGAGUGGAGUGUUAUGAGGGACAGCAGCCUGAUUCACACAAACGUAAUGAUGUUUUCAGUUCACUCUUUGGACCAGGACAUCUCAAUCAUCAACAGGAAACAACGACAAGCAGCAUCAUUGCUGAAUUUGAAAGGAAAUAUGUUUUGCAGUAUAAAUCCAAACCUAAAUGGGAUGAAGCAGAGGUCCAAGCUGUAGAAAAACACCUGAUCAGGUUCAUUCGAGAGCACAAGUUGCCCCAAAAAGGUGACUGUAUUCGGUGCCUUGAAGCUGAGCCAUGUGCACUGAGGAACCGCUCCUGGAAAGGUUUAAAGGACUACGUCAGAAACCGGAUCACAGCUCUGCAGAGAGAAAGCGGCAUUUUCAUGAAGUCAUUGAAAACCAGGGAGAAGCACAGACUGAAGAGACCACAGAAGAGUUCUGUGAGAUCCCAGCCUUCAAACAAACUAGAAGCUGCUAGAGAGCGUCAUGAUGUGGUCCCCAGUUCAAAUGUUGAACCAACCCAACGACCACAUGGAGCAACAACUUACAGCAAAGCUUCUACUCCAAAGUCACCCAAACCAAAAACAAAAGGCUUGAAUCAGAAAGUUAAACAUAAAUGGGAUGAAGAAGAGAUCCGUGCUGUAGAGGAACAUCUGAUGCAUUUCAUUAGAACGCAGAAGGUUCCUCAGAAGGAUGACUGUGUUCUGUGUCUGGAGGCUGAGCCAGAUGCUCUGAGAAACCGUUCCUGGAAAGGCAUAAAGGACUAUGUCAGAAACAGGAUUACAACACUGCAACGACAAAGUGGAUCCUCAACGAAUUCAGCAAAAUAUUACACAUUACAAACAGCAAAAACUACUGCAGAUUUCUGGACUUUACCAGCAGCUGCUGAUUUAUUUUAGCGUUCAUAGGACAAAGUUUCUCUCUACUGACCUCAUAUGUUUUUAUAUUUGUGUUCGUGUUCAUCAUUGUUUUCCUUUAGGUGUUGUCACUGCGUUGCACAUAUGUUCUCAGUUCUGGAAGAGAAGUUCAUUCCAGUAUUUGUGGUCAGCGAUUUGCAGAUCUUAGCUUUGAUAUGUUUUACUGAUUUUAUUUUAUUAACACUGCUCAAAUAAGGUUUUAAUCAAUGAUUUUCAGUUUCAAGCUUUAAUUUUUACUUUUAUGUACCUUACUUUGUAGAGCUGUACUUUUUAUAGAGUUGAUACUUUUAUUGUGAAAAUAAGAAGUGUCAUGUUAGCUUAGAGAAGCAAAUAGGAUGAUCAUGGGUAUGCUCUCUCUGUGUGAACAAUUGGCUAAAAAUUAAAUGUAUGUAAAGUUCUUGAA